AUGGCUGCUCUUAGCAGAUUUGUUCCAAACAAGGCCAUGCCCUUCAAUGCGAAGCUAUUUGAUAUCAUUGGAGCUGACGAGACGCUUGGCAUUGCCAAGCACGAGAUGACUCUGCUUCCUCCUUUCCCUCCAGGCUCGGUCAUCCAUGACGCAGCAUGUGGCCUAGGACCAGUGACAGAAAUCAUUAUUGCCACAUCGCCUCCUGACAAUAUUAAGAUUGAAGUCACAGAUCUUGCACCUCCUAUGGUUGGUAUCUACAACAACAUCGCGACAGCCAAACAAUGGCCAUCGAAAGCCGCCAUCGUGGACGUGCAAAAGCUCACAUUCCCUGAUUCAGCCUUCUCACACGUGUUUUUGUCGUUUGGCUUGCCUAUUCUCGAAGACCCCGUUGCUGCGGUCAUAGAGAUCUAUCGCACAUCCCGCAAGGAGAGUGUGCGCAGGAUACUCACCGGGCGAUUUGGGGUCCUGGUGCGAAGCUGGCCCUUGAACCCAAACCCCAGCACAAGGACCGAAACAUAA
Neoarthrinium moseri is the source of this 519-nucleotide messenger RNA. RefSeq lists its product as uncharacterized. Lineage: Eukaryota; Fungi; Ascomycota; Sordariomycetes; Amphisphaeriales; Apiosporaceae. The transcript has 2 exons. Bases 1 to 519 code for a protein of 172 amino acids. The record is from RefSeq and is a predicted model, not a curated record.